Molecule: messenger RNA, 447 nt
Organism: Kwoniella mangroviensis CBS 8507
Lineage: Eukaryota; Fungi; Basidiomycota; Tremellomycetes; Tremellales; Cryptococcaceae
Exons: 1
Coding region: 1-447 (148 amino acids)
Source: RefSeq, a predicted model, not a curated record
AUGGAAGCGUUCGAUACCUGGGACAGUAGAUUACAUAAAGUACAAGCUGAAUAUAUGACAUAUGCUUUACCGAAAUACGAUUUCAGGUCAACAUUCGAAAGUACUUUGACGGAUUGUAUACAAUCUACUCGAAGUACAAAGACCAAAUUGGAUUCGUACAAUUGGGUUGCGCAAUCGGGCAUUCUGAUUCCAACGAACCAGAUGGAAGAGGUCAAGAGUUCCGUGUUUGAGACCGAAGACAAGUAUAGGAAAUUCGAAGAAGUCAAUGGUGGUAAAUUGUUCGAAGAGGUUAUGACGCCUACAUCACCAUGGACAUUGGAACGUACAGAAAAUCUGGAUAAGAAGUGGAAAGAAUGGUUGACACUUACGGGUGAUGCACUGGCUAUUGGAGAGGCGAAAAACUAUUUCCUCAGACAGAGUAUGAUGAUGAACGGACAGAUGUUUUGA